Molecule: messenger RNA, 1472 nt
Organism: Thunnus maccoyii (southern bluefin tuna)
Lineage: Eukaryota; Metazoa; Chordata; Actinopteri; Scombriformes; Scombridae
Gene: igf3
Product: insulin-like growth factor 3
Exons: 5
Coding region: 1-726 (241 amino acids)
Cellular component (GO): extracellular region
Molecular function (GO): hormone activity
Source: RefSeq, a predicted model, not a curated record
AUGUUUGUGCCUAUGAUGAAUAUCAUAAACAGUGCGAGGAGUGGAGGGAGGAAACCUCUGUGCUGUGCCCCCCCCCCCCUCCUGCUGCCUCACUAUAAGACUGCAGGUCUGUUGUCUGUCUGCACAGACAGGAUGCACUCCUCACGCUGCCCUUCUGCAAGAUCAUUGACACUGAAGGUGUUGUUUGCUCGGAUCUGUAUGUUGUACUCUACCAUAUGCCUGGCGGGCUGGCCACUCGCCUCAGAAGCAGCCAGACUCCGCUGUGGCUCUGACCUGCUCAGUGACCUCAUAUUUGUGUGUGGUGAUCGUGGAAUCUAUUUAGGUAAAGGUAUGUGGUCUGGUUAUGGUGCACGGCCCAGGGGGAAGGGGAUAGUGGACAAAUGCUGUCGAUCAGCCGGCUGUGAACUGCAUCAUCUGGAGAUGUAUUGUGCUAAACCUAAGAGCCAGCAGCACACAACAGCUCACCCAACCACGACCACUGCACAGCAUACCACUACACAAACAGACACGGAACAGCAGUUCCAAGAAGUAUUUCAGAAGAGGCUUUUAGAGCACAUGGGGGCACCCGGCAGUCCAAAGAGGGAGGCUUAUAGAAAGAAAACACAGCCUUCACGCCGACAGAAAAGCAAAGAUUCAUCAUCACGCAGGAAGAUGAACUCACAGCACACAACCAGCAGGCCUUCUUCUACCUUCAGGAGUCCCUCUCAGAGAAUGACCACCUUCUAAUGAUGACAUAUGACCUCCCGAAAAGAUGAAUAUUUAUAGUAACUGAACUGGACCCAGCAAGAUUUGGAGACUGCUACUGAUUUUUGUGAUAUGAAAUUCUCUACUAAGUAGGGGCCCUAUUCACAGAGGCCUGAUAAUCACAUGAAAGCACCAGGAUAUCAACAGAUUUGGAGCGAGUCAGAGGGCUGCCAAGUGACUCAACAAAAACAGUGGCAACCACAUUGGAUGUUCUCAGCUUAAGAAAACAAUAGAGACAUCACCACUGGGCUUGUGUGGAAUAGUGUUUGUUUACUCAAUAUUUAGCAGCCUUUAACAAUGAUAUUGCAUUGUUUUUUGUUUUUUUUAUGAUUUACCAUCCCUGUCUAGAAAAAUUGAAUCAAUCCCAUGACAUACUAUUGAGCUUAGGCUAAGGCUUAGAUUUGAGUAAAUUAGCUUUGUGUUAUUGUGAUUUUAUUUUUCUUACAUUUGGCACAGAACCUUGAAGUUUAAGUUUCACCUCAGCGCUUUAUUAGCCGAUAACUCCUAAACUCCAAUAAUCUGAACUUUUCAGAACCAUGUGAGGCUCUGGCACUACAGGUUUUUCAUUGUGUUUCUACUAAAUUUAAAGCAUCAUUGAGUUUUUUUUCAACAUGUUUUCACCUUAUGAUGAAAGGUUACUGUGAUGAACAUUUCAGCAAACAGCUGCUUAUUUACACAUUCAGCAGAGAUGUAGCAAUAUUAGCAUUUAUUUGGACUUUGUUUGUGUC